UCUUCACUAAACUGUCCAAGAAUGUCCCGGCGUAGUUUUUACAGCAUAGGAACUCUCGGAAGAUAGACAGUAGCGAAGGAAGUGAAGUAAUCCGAUUUUUCAUUAGUAAUUCGACCUGGUGAGCCUUUCAUUCCGAGAAAUAAAUGCCUGGUUGUAUCGGUGAAAUAGGAAGUGCCGCAGAGAUGAGAAGACACAAGUUUUCGUUUGAUCUUAACAAUUCGAUUGUUCAACUCUUUGUUAACUUUGAAAAAAGAGAGAGAGUCACGUAGAAGUCACGCGUUUACUUAUUUACGUUUAUGAUACCCGGCAUACUGGUGUGGAGACCUGUUGCGAAUAGUUUAUACAUUAUCUGCUUACAAGUAUUGGCAAUAUAUCUUGAAGAGAUAAAAUGGCAUAUCAUAGGGAUAAGUUAGUGUUCGCACUUUUGAAGGCAGACAAAUAUUUUGAUGUUAUGGACAGCUUUCAAAAACUCAAGACUGAUCAGGAGCGUGUGAUAUAUACUCUUAAUAUUAUGUGGGAGAAUGGUUUGAUACCGGAUGCAAUUAAUAAGACAAAGAAUGCCAAAGAUUCUGAGCAACUGCGAGAAGAAGGAAAUAAUAUUUAUGUCACUUGUAAUUCAAAUGAUGUUUCAUGCGUUAUAGCUUUGAAUUUGUAUACAAAGAGCAUAUCCAUGGCACCUUAUCUAUCCUUGGAACUUGCUCUCGCAUAUGGCAAUAGGUCUGCUGUUUUAUAUGUAUUGGGUUUAUACUUAGAAUGCAUUCAGGAUAUCGACAGAGCAUUGGCCUUAAAUUAUCCCGAUGAUCUGAAAGGGAAACUCUUCAUACGCAAAAUGCAAUGUCUAAUCGCAUUGGGCAAACCAAUUGCGGAAGAUAUGAUUAAGGAGACAGAGCAUUGGAUAAGUGAGAUGACCAUGAAUCCCAAUAAACUAAAAAUACAAGCCAAACUGGAUGGAUUGCGCAGGAAGAUCGAGCAGGGAAAUAUUCAGAGCAGUCCUAUUAGAUCAGAAGAAUCAGAAAGUGAAUUUCCUCUGCCUGUUAUCAAGUCCUGUAAUAAUGAGAUUCCUUGCGCAUCAGAUGCUGUAGUCUUGAAAUAUGACAAGCAAUUUGGUAGACAUGUUGUCGCUGCUCGUAACAUUGAUGCAGGUGAAGUACUUGUCGUAGAAAAGCCCUACUCGUUGCUGUUGACACAACAGAAGAGACUGACACACUGUUCAAAUUGCUUGAAAGUAUGUUGGGCUACUAUACCCUGCAAAAAUUGCACUUAUACCUUAUAUUGCUCAGAACAGUGCAGGGACAUCGAAUGGAGGAAGUAUCAUGACGUGGAAUGUGAUAUCUUCACUAUUAUGGUCCUUUGUGGCUUCUGUGAUAGUGACUUUCUCAGUUUGAGACUUGCUGUGCUUGCUGUGAAAGAGGCUGGUAAUAUAAAACGAUUGAGAACAAUGUUGAAAAAAAUUGAUGAAUCUGAUGAUCCAAGAACUAUGGGUUUCUCCUCAGACGGGAAAUUUUAUAGCGAUAAGUACAUCAGUCUGUACAGUCUGGAAAGAAGCACCGAAGAAAGACCGUUCCCUGAUCUUUUCCAGAGAUCCGUGGAUACUUGUUACAUUUUGUAUCAUCUAGCAAAGUCUACCCAAUUUUUCGGCAUUCAAUUAUCCAACAAUUUAAAAAUUCUGGCGAAAAACGACGACGUCACGUUCAUUGGUGGUCUCAUUUUGAGACAUCAGCAAAUAAUCCCGACCAAUGUCCACAGUUUCUGUGAAGAGCAAAAUUUAAAUAUGAUAGAACGUGGUAUGGCUGCAAUGCCUUUUUGUAGUCUAUUUAAUCACAGCUGUAGUCCGAACAUAAUCAGAUCUGCUAGACCUGAGCAUAUCAUUUUGUACGCUUUGUAUCCUAUUCGUAGCGGCGAGCAGCUUCUUGAUAAUUACGGAUAUCUCUAUGCUUUAAUGCCGAAAAUAGAAAGGCAAGAAAGUCUACUUAAGAGUUAUUUCUUCACCUGCAAGUGUAUACCUUGCCAGGAAAAUUGGCCCAUGUUGUUCGAAUUUGAAUCCUAUGAGACUCUAGCCAAGACAACAAAAGACAAGAAAGUGAUAAAGAACGCACUGAGGAAAUUUAAUAUAUACGUUGAUCUGGCGAGGAAGGGCGAUGUUAUGGAUAAGCCUUAUAUCAUCGAAGAUUUGUUAAUGAUGAUACGAGUGAUGUACAAGCGCGUGCCGGUUGCCUGCAAGGAGAUGGGUGAUGUUGUCGAAACUUUAAAACGGGUGCAUGCUUUGUACGGCAAUAGAUUCAUCUUACCAAAAAUACAGAAACGUGAUAUGUAAACGCGUACUUUUUUAACUUAGUAAUUUUCUUUAAUUAAUAAAAUAUUUUCUUUUUUGUUUCUUUAUCAUCUUGUUAACAGUAAUAAGCGCAUAUAUACAUGUGUAAAAAGUAUUACUUUAUUUUUUAUAGUUUUAUUUUUGAAAAUUUUAGAGAUUUUGAAAUUAAUAUAUUUUUAAUUUCGGAAAAGCUCUUAGUUCCUUGCUUCGGUCAUUAUCUUGAUUAACAACAUUUGCGAUAGAUUCAGCAGAUAUGUGAGAUAUUUUGAAAACUUACCUUCUACUCAAGUAAUCAAUAAGCAGCUGUAAAAUUGAUGUGACAUGUGAUCUAACUUUUUAUUAUAUUGCGUGUUGACG
Dinoponera quadriceps is the source of this 2668-nucleotide messenger RNA. RefSeq names its product SET and MYND domain-containing protein 4-like. The transcript has 6 exons. Gene Ontology annotation, molecular function: protein binding. Bases 389 to 2314 code for a protein of 641 amino acids. Lineage: Eukaryota; Metazoa; Arthropoda; Insecta; Hymenoptera; Formicidae. The record is from RefSeq and is a predicted model, not a curated record.